UUACGAAAUCAAACAGAAAAGCAGCCCGGGCUGCUGAUGGACAUGAAGGCAUGGUGCUGCAGGAGUGGAAAGACUCCCUUAUCCGCGUGAGAAGAGGGUGGGCAGUUACUAGAAGAGUUGACAAAAGUCUGCACUGUCCAGACACCUAACCCCAGCUACCCCUGCCUCUCGCUCGGACUCACACUUGCUCUCUGUGCUCCUUCAUUACCGUAGCAGUCUAUAGAGUCCGGCCAGGAACCAUGGGCGUCUGCAGCAAUUCCAGCGGUUUAUCUCAGCUCGUCUUCAUUGGUGCUCUGGCUAUCUGCAUGGCUUUUGUGCAGUCAGAAUCAGUUGCUGAUUCCUCCCCUACACUGCAGAAUGAUAACCAGGACACACUAUCUGGCGCUGGAGGCUUCGAUGUGACAACAAAAGUCCCUUUACAAGACACCGCAGAUAAUGGCUACACCUUUGAUUAUGAGGAUGGUACCCCCUCAAUAACUCUGGAUGAGGAAGAAGUUGUGCUGGGGCCUGGUGCCAUCACAGCUAUCGUCAUCGCCGUGUUCCUCGGAGCCUCUGUUCUUCUCGCUCUCAUUGUGAUCACGCUCAGAAAGUUCACUGCCUCUUAAGAAGGGACAUUGAUGUUUGCAUUUCCUCUAUUUCCCAUUCCCAUCUCUUCUUUUUAUUGUAUUUUCAAGUGUCUCAUUGGUGGCAGGUCCUUCGUGAAAUGGAUGCUCUUCACUGAGUUUUGUGAUUUCUUUCUCCUCUCAAACUCAAGUCAGAGAAAACCAGGCUAAGGCUGAACAAAAGGGUAACU
Messenger RNA from Carassius auratus (goldfish), 793 nucleotides. Its product is annotated as protein SNORC-like. Gene Ontology annotation, biological process: cartilage development. The transcript is spliced from 3 exons. NCBI's taxonomy places the organism in Eukaryota, Metazoa, Chordata, Actinopteri, Cypriniformes, Cyprinidae. The record is from RefSeq and is a predicted model, not a curated record. Bases 240 to 605 code for a protein of 121 amino acids.